ACUGACCCAGCAGAAGGAGGACAGCCUCGGAGAAUGUGUUGAGCCAUGGCCAUGACGCCCACUUGGUCUCCGAGGGGUGACCAUCGAUCAUGGCAGGUGACGGAGCCCGUUGCACCCGUGGAUGGAGGCCAUUCCAAUGCGCCUGGCUCACCACCACCAGUGGCAAGGAUUACAAUGCCUCCGAUGGUAGCGUACACCAGCAAGGUGAUCCUGCAAGAUGAUCGCACUCAGCAACGUUUGGCAAUGUUGGAGCAGAAAUGCCGCGCACAAGAGGUGAUGCUGGCUGAGAAGGACGCCCAACUUCAGAUCAGCGAGGCCGGUGAACCCAACUCCCAGCUGCGGAUGAUCACGCUUGAGCAGCAACUGAAGGCGGCAGAGGUGAUGCUGGCCGAGAAAGAUGGUCAGAUUGAGAAGCUCACUGAGUUGGUGGAGGUGGCUAAAAGCUCCAUGCACGAGCUGGGCACUGAAGCUGACCGAGAAAGUCAAGAGUUGCAGAACGAACUGCAAGCGGCCAAGGCAGAGCUGGAGGAUGCCACCUGUCGCCUGGAGGAGGCCGAGGACGUGAAACAAAGGCUGAAGGAGUGUGAGAACAUGUGUGAAGCUUUUCGCAACAGCCCUUCGGGGACUGAUGGUGUCAUGAUGGAGGUACUGACGCUCCGUGCUGAAGCCAGUCGACUGGUGGAACAGCAGGAGGAGCUGCAACGCCAGCACACUCUCAGCGGACAGCGCUUGCGCAGCGAUCUGGAUGCCUUGAAGAACGUCAUGAAAGACGAGGGCUUGGAUUUGUCAAGCUUCAAGGAGAUGGAUGGUGGGAUAGACGUGGAGCAUCUUCGGGAAAGCCUCCAGAAGUGCGAGGAGGCUUUAGAGGCGGAGAAGAGAGCAAAGGAACACUCUCAGGAGUCUCUACACCAGUGCAAAGAGGUAGCUGCUCGGUUGAUGGCAGAGCGGGACACCACGCAGGGCCAGCUCGAGGAGCUCACCCAUCUCGCUGGCGCCUUCAAGAAACAAGCAGAGGGAGAAAUCUCCGAACACCGGUGGUUCCGCCUGGUGACACAGCUCACGCGUCAGGGUGACUUGGAGGCUUCCCAGAGCCUCAAGGAGAGCUGGUGCCAUGGCUUCCGGAAGUGGCAGUCCUUUGCUGAUACCUUAGCAGAGAAGAUCAACCACCGCCCGACGGCAGUAUUUGCUCAGGAGAUUGCCACCAGUUGUUCAAAGGGCGACAAAGCGCUGCAAGCCCUUGAGGAGAAGUGGCUGAGCCAGGGUAAGCAGCUGAGCUCCUUUUCCGAACUUGCUAUGACAAAGCUCCAGCAAGCGGAAGAGAGCUGGGAGGCUCAGCUACGGGAGGAGCGGCGUUUGCGACAGCUUGCAGAGGCGAGAUGUCGACAGUCUGGCGAUGAGCAAGAUCCAGAGGCGACUCCACUCGACAAGGGCAAGGUGGAUGAUCUCCUCAUGUCCUUGGAAGCCGAACGGAAGGAGGUUGCAAGGCUUCGGGAGAAGCUCUCUGAGGCAGAGCAAACGCUGGGGCGCAAGUUCUUGGACUGAGAGCAGUUUUGCACAGAGGACUUGGCUCUCGACAGAACUGUCAGAACGCUGCCCAGUGAACACAUGAACUCGGGACAGCUGGAUACCCUGUAGGGUUCGGCUGUCAUUGUUCAUUCGGUUGCUGCUCGUGGAGAUAUCGCGGGUGACAAAGGCCACAUUAUAGAAAGCCGUGUCCGGUAGCGUCCUGUGGCUAUUCAAUUCUUGAAUUCCAUAUCAGCUAUGCAGCUAUUCAAUUCUUGAAUUCCAUAUCAUGCCCUCCUUUCUCUCCCUUUUGGUUUGUUUGGGAUACAAAAGGCGAGCGGCGAUGUAGUUUGCAUUGCGAGUGUUCUCAUGUCCAAGGAUUGGGCAGUUGGUGGUACAAAGCAUCGAAGCGCCGUCUGCAAAGGCCAAAAAGCCAGGAAGCUUGCGCAGCCGUACUCGAUCCUCUUUGAUGUGAGGCCAGAGGUGCCCACCACAGCGCUUUGGGAACGUGCGGUGCUCACUGAUUGGCCAAAGCGAGCCACAAGAGCUGACGAUGGACUGAAUGCCAAAACAUGUCUGGCCAUUCGUGUUUACCAACAAAGUGACUGCCACUCCACAGAGGCCAGAAUGAUAUACAACAAGAAGCGACGCUUUGGAAGCGUUUUGAUUGUUGAUCACCCUUGUAGAGGGGCAAGUACAUGUCGGGGCCCGAUUCGGGUUUCUUAAGACACCUUCCAGAAAACCAAGCAUUUGCUUGGGACCCUGAUGCGUCGAUGCAAGCAAGUGCGGAGG
Durusdinium trenchii is the source of this 2295-nucleotide messenger RNA. The record is from the annotation of a GenBank genome assembly. NCBI's taxonomy places the organism in Eukaryota, Dinophyceae, Suessiales, Symbiodiniaceae.